Molecule: messenger RNA, 3991 nt
Organism: Anolis carolinensis (green anole)
Lineage: Eukaryota; Metazoa; Chordata; Lepidosauria; Squamata; Anolidae
Product: von Willebrand factor A domain-containing protein 7
Exons: 18
Coding region: 55-2841 (928 amino acids)
Source: RefSeq, a predicted model, not a curated record
CAACAGUUUAACUUCCACCUCCUGAUCUUUGCAGCCAUCCUAAGGAAAGCUGUGAUGUUUGCCAGGACAAUCCUUUUGCUCCUCGGGAUGGGCACUGUGAAUGGAUUCCGCCCCAACCACGAAUCAGGGGGCAUUGCUCCGGGUGACUUCACCGAUGCCGACAUCACCGAAAAAGGGAUACUGAAGGCUGUUUCUUGGUUCAUGGAGACAUCUGCCCUUCCUGGAAAAUCUCCCAAAGCCCCAGGAGAGCUAGAUGACAAGAAUCCGACUGAAUUGUUCAAAGCAUAUUUUGAAGCUGAUGUGUCUCCUGAUCGGUUUGUCAAAGCCCUUGAGGAAAUUGUCAAAGGGAACAACCAAGUGGAGGUCGAUAACGGGGAAGACAGCAGUUACUUCUUCUACUGUGGAGACAUUGCCAAAAGUAUAGCCCAGCUUCGAGCCCUACGAAAGGCCAUGUUAGCGAGUCUUGUAGAGCCUGUGACUUUAGCAGGCUUGGAGUCAGCUCGCCUAAAUGCUGGGAAGGCCCUCCAUGUGCUCCAGAAGUUCUACAGCAACACCAAUUGGGUUGAAAUGGGAAAUGAUGACAUUUACGAAUUUCUGAUCAAUGAAGACAGUGAUGUUAAAGUACCAAUUGCCCCUGCUUCUAUAGCAACAUGUAAAAACUGUGUCAAAAGUGUCAGUGGGGUGUACACAUGUGUGGACAACAUACUUAUCAAGGACAUGAUCGUAAGUGGGUACAAGAUAUCAGCAACUUGCAAGACCAAACCACAAGGCAGAUGUGGGCACGGAGGGAAAGAUGAUGCCACGCAAGACACCAACCCCACUGGGGGCAUCAAUAAAGAGACUUCUGACCCCAAGCUCUCCCCUCAUGCUCACCUGCAUAAGAAAGCAGCGGAACUAGCUAUUCAAGCCACAAAGAACUUCUUUGUAGAAGGGGAUGCCAGCCUCCUCACCAUGGUGGACAAAGACAUCUUCCGGAAGUUUUUCAACCUGGAAGGCUACUCUCUCGUCUUUGUGAUAGACACCACCGGCAGCAUGGGUGACGAUAUUGCCCAGGUCAAAGAAAAAAGCAUCCAACUUAUCCAGAAAUUUUCCACCUUGCCAGACGCACCCUUCAACUACAUUGUGGUACCCUUCAAUGAUCCAGAUCAUGGUCCAGCCUUUAAAACUCAUAAUGUGAAUGAGUUGAAAAACUAUAUAUCCAGGCUCACUGUUGAUGGUGGGGAUGACUGCCCAGAAAUGUCAUUAAGUGGUUUGAAGUUGGCUUUGGAUGAGAGUUUGCCAAGUUCCAAAAUCUACAGUUUCACUGAUGCUUCCGCGAAAGAUGAACAUCUGAAGGAGCAAGUCAAGAUCAAGAUUGAUGCUACUCUGUCGGAGGUGAACUAUCUCCUCACAGGGACUUGCUCAAAACGGAAACGCGGAAGUGUCACUAAAAGGAUUGCCAGGGAUUCUGAGAGAGGCUAUGAAAACAUCUAUGAAGAGAUAGCUACUUAUUCAGGCGGCUUCUAUGUACUGACCACUAAACCAGAGCUCUCUAGGGUCCUGGGGGUCAUGGAGCUCUCCCUGAAUGCUGCCCCAGUGAAGGUGACUCAGGCUCGUCUGGAUGGGACCCGGUUCUCCUUCCCGGUGGACGAGACCCUCACUGAAAUCACAGUCUCAGUCAAGAAUAUGCGCUCUAGCAGGUUCAGCAUGACCAUACGGACACCAUCAGGUGCUACGGCAAGGAAUACUAAGACCCUGAUUGAUACUACCAACCACAAGAUUGUGAAGGUGUCCCCUAUCCAGGAGAGGGGUUCGUGGACUGUGACCGUCUCUCCCAGCAGUUCCUAUGAGGUGGAAAUUGGAGGCAAGAGCUUACUUGACUUCUCCUACCAGAUUAUGCAGAAGCAGAGAGACUAUAUGCUCCCAAUCCAGGGACGACCUAUAAAAGGAUCGAGCUAUGCUAUCUCCUUGAAGAUGUUGGGGGAUGCCAAAGGAGUUAAGGUCAAGCACCUGGUCUCUAUCUCUGAACGAGGAACUGCUCGGUCGGUCCCCUUAAACCAAACCUCAGAUGCCCUGGGCAAUGUCUUAGCCAUUGCCACCCUUCCCUUUGAUUCAUCGAUGUCUCUCUUGAAGGUGGAAGGCCUGUCUCCAAAUAAUCUUCCUUUUUCCCGAGUCAGCAGCAGCCCCAUCCGCACAGAGUCUGUGGAGGUCUUGCCCUUACCAGGCCAAAAAGGCACAAUGUCACCUGGUGAGACCUUGAGGCUCUCUGUUGUGGUGGUGAAUGAUGGGACACCAGCCUCAUUCUCUUUCAAGGUCUGGGAUGACCGUAGUUUCCUGAGAAGCUUCUCACCAAAAAGCAGUUUCCUAAGGACAGGGCAGAAUAUUACCCUCACUGCAACCUUCGAAGCACCUGUGAGACAGGACAAGUUUGUCUCCAGCAUUGCAACUUUCACAGCUGAGAGCUCUACAGCCCAGAACUACCUGAAGUUGCCCAUCGCUGUGAUCACUGAGACAGCCCUAGAAACUGACAUAACUCCACCAGGCUACAACCUAAUGCAGCUCAAGAUGCCAUGCGCAGAGGACAGUCAAAACCAACCGGAGUGCUUUCGGCAUAUUUGGCGCAUGACCUUUUCUGUUAAGGAUGAUCACAGUGAUGUCAAUGUUAAAGUCAACCCAAAUCCCACUGGUGUGUCUUGCCAUCCAGCAGGGACUGACGGUGACAAGGAUGUCAUCUGUGACUAUAAGUCGACCUGCUGUGCUCCUUGGGCAGAUGUCCUGAUCAUUGAUGGGAGAGGGAAUGCAGAAGCAUUCACUGUGGAUUAUAACACAACACUCCCUACAGCAGCCAGUCCUGACAGCUGAACUGUAUUACAUGGAUGCAACUAGCAAACUAUGAGGGGUUAUUAUUGAUUUAUUGGUGCCGUUUGAUCCAGGAAGGAGAGACUGUCAAGAACCAAAGCCAUCAUGAUCGCCUGCUUUUUCAAUUGCACAGAAAACAAGUUUCAGAAAGUGUCUGUGUCUAUUUGAACCCAUUGACAUUAUAUAUGUUUGCACUAACAAAAUGUUUGUUUGAAGGUCUAGAGUACAGACUUUUUCAUCAGGGAUCCUCUUUCCUGUUUCCAGCAUAUCUUGGAACAUUAGUUUCCUCCCACCACCGAUCAUUUUGUUUCCACUUAUUGUAUUACUUUUGAAAUUGAAUGCUAUUGUUAUUUCAUUGUCUAUCUAUCCUAUUGAUCUAUCGAUCUAUAUAUAUAUAUAGAUCAGUCAGUGCUAAGCACAUCUUUACAUCUCUUUUGUUGUGUGUGUGUAUAUAGAUAAAUACAUAUACAGUAGAAUCUCGCUUAUCCAACCUUAACUCAUCCAAUGUUCUGUAUUAUCCAACUCAGUCUGCCUCCCACUCGGCUCCACAGUUGUUUCUCCAGGCAGCAACACGCAGUGGGCCAACAUGCCCAACGACACAAGUGCAGCCACGUUUCCAAAUAAGUGGAGACUUGUAAAACAUGAUGAUUUGGUGCUUAAUUUGUAAAAUCAUAACAUAAUUUGAUGUUUAAUAGGCCUUUCCUUAAUCCCUCCUUAUUAUCCAACAUUUUCGCUUAUCCAGCGUUCUGCUAGCCCGUUUAUGUUGGAUAAGAGAGACUUUACUGUAUAUACACACACAACCUGUCAAAAAUAACUGUAUAAAUAAUUUGUUAUGAGUAACUUCUACAAGUGUAUAACUAUGAUACAACUUUACCAAUAAGUUGUUACAAGUAACUGUAUUACAAGCUACUUGAUACAAGAAACUGCACUGUUACACAUUUUGCCACUUCUUGGGAAGUAUAAAUUCACAGCUUGGAGAGCUACUUUAAAAAAGUUACCGUACUUUGCUAUGUAACUUGUUGCAAAAUUCCAAAGGGUAAAUCAUUAUCAAUCACUUAGCAAAAUAUAAAAUAAUUAUUGCCUUCUUGUGUUAGGUUUAUUUGGCUCUUUUUUUUCCAUUACACAAACACAUAUUAAAAAGCUAGAAAUAAAA